Molecule: messenger RNA, 1483 nt
Organism: Labrus bergylta (ballan wrasse)
Lineage: Eukaryota; Metazoa; Chordata; Actinopteri; Labriformes; Labridae
Product: matrix metalloproteinase-19-like
Biological process (GO): proteolysis; collagen catabolic process; extracellular matrix organization
Cellular component (GO): extracellular matrix
Molecular function (GO): metalloendopeptidase activity; zinc ion binding
Source: RefSeq, a predicted model, not a curated record
AUGCCCACUUGUUCAUGUAAUGCAAAAAAAGAAAGCUUAAACCAAAAAAUGGAUUUCAGACUGGAGUUAAUAUUUCUUGUAAUUUUGCUGACAACAGCUUCAUCUGUCGCCCUGAGCAGAGAAGAGUUCACAGAGGCGGUGGCAUAUUUAAGAAAGUAUGGCUACCUGCACAUCCCACUGGACAGUGGAGACAAAAACCAUUCACCAGAGGAGAUAGUCGAAGCCCUAAGAAUAUUUCAGAAGGCAACAAACGUGCAAAUAUCUGGGAAACUGGAUUCAGCCACUCUGGCAAUGAUGAGCAAACCUCGAUGUGGUCUAGAAGACUCUUUCAAUAACAAAUCCCUCAAAUAUCGAGUCAUGGGUUACUGGCGCAAGAAGCUGCUGACCUACCGCGUCUUUAAUUACGCACCAGACCUGGGGAAAGGAAAGACACGGUUGGCCAUCCAGAGUGCAUUUAAGUACUGGAGUGAUGUCUCACCUCUGAGGUUUAAGGAGCUGCAGGAAGGAAGAGCAGACAUCAAAAUCUCCUUUCACAGAAAAGACAAGACGUGCCCAGUGCCUUUUGAUGGGAGAGGUCAAGUGUUAGCCCACGCUGAUGCCCCUGAGUCAGGACUUGUGCAUUUCGACCAAGAUGAAAUGUGGACAGAAGGGAAGACCUCCGGCUCCAACCUGAGGAUAGUUGCCGCUCAUGAGAUUGGCCACUCUCUCGGUCUGGGUCACUCACAGUACUACAGCGCUCUAAUGGGGCCUGUGUACAACGGUUAUCGAGCCGACUUCAAGCUUCAUCCGGAUGAUAUACAUGGCAUCCAGACUUUAUAUGGAAAGCCAGAGAAAACUCCUCCAUCCAGAAAUCCAGCUGCGUUAGUUCCUGGGGGAGCUCCAGAUCCUUGCAAGGCCAGCCUGGAUGCUGUAAUGUUGGGUCCUUUACGUAAGACGUACGUCUUCAGCGGUCAGUACGUGUGGACGGUGUCCAGUACCGGUUAUAACUCUCCCGUCCUGAUCUCUGCUCUGUGGAAGGAGCUUCCAGGGAGCCUCAACGCAGCAGUUCACUCUCAGCGGACCAGCAAGACCUAUUUUCUCAAGGGCAACAAAAUAUGGAGAUACACCAACUUUAAACUUGACAAGGGCUUCCCAAGAGCCUUGGCAAAUAUCCCCGCUAACAUCGACUCAGCCUUUUACUUCAAUAAGAACAAACAACUUAUUUUUAUCAAAGGCUCCGCGUACUGGCAGUGGGAUGAAAUUGGCCCGACAGACUUCAGCUCAUAUCCCAAACCCGUUGGAAAACUCUUUCAGGGUUUACCCAGCAGCACCGAUGCUGCUUUCACGUGGACAAACGGUCACAUCUACGUGUUUAAAGGCAGCGAGUACUGGCGUGUAAACCAGAACCAACAAGCAGCUGAGAGGGGGUAUCCUCAGAGGACGGCCACACGCUGGAUGCAUUGUAAUAACUGAGCCACCAGAGGGCAGCGGAGACUCAACACAA